This is a messenger RNA of Moneuplotes crassus, 2557 nucleotides long. The record is from the annotation of a GenBank genome assembly. NCBI's taxonomy places the organism in Eukaryota, Ciliophora, Spirotrichea, Euplotida, Euplotidae.
AAAAUGAGUAACCCACAACUAAACUCCAAUGAAGGACUAUCAGGGUCUGGAAGAGUAGAGAACAACCAAAGAAAUCAUACAUUGCCUGUAGGGGGUAAUAUGGGUGAUCCAGGAACCGAUAUGCACGGAUCUAAUAUGAUCGAGCCAUCUAAUAGUCUGUUGGGAUCUUAUGUUGAUUAUAACAAAUAAGAGAGGACAUAUUGAUGCUGAAGGUGCUUUCAGGAGACCAUUGUUUCCAGCAAACUUCCCGAGUGGAACUCCAAGUAUGGCUCCAGGAGGUCAAGGAAGCAGUAUGUUGUCUCAUACGGAACAACAAAUGACUCAAGUGGUAUGGGGAACCAACAUAAACACCUCUGAUGCUCAGCAGAGAUUCAAGAAUUUCUUGACUAAUUAUGUGGAAAAAUCUCAGCUUGAUGAUCCAGACGAGGCUCCUUGCUAUAUGGGACAGAUGCAGCAGAUCUCAGAGACUCAGAUUUAUGUACUUAAUAUGGACUGUAAUCAUCUUUAUGGGUAUGAUGCUAAUCUUUAUAAGCAGUUCAUUAAUUUUCCAAGCGAGAUGAUCCCUUAUUUUGACUCUGUAGUCAACCAGAUGUAUAAAGAGCUCUGCCCAGAUGAUGAUACAGGCAAUGUAAUUCAGGUCAGACCUUUGAAUAUCAGGCAUUCUAAGCUUUUGAGACAUCUGGAGCCAGAAGAUAUUGACAAACUUAUUUCAGUAAGAGGUAUUGUCAUCAGGACUUCUGAUAUUGUUCCUGAAAUGAAAGAAGGACACUUUAAGUGUGCAGCCUGUAACCAAAGACAAUGUGUCCCUGUAUACAGAGCUAAGGUAGAGCACCCAACUGAGUGCAGUAAUUGCAGAACAACCCAUUGCUUUGAGAUCAUCCACAAUAUGUGCCAGUUUGGAGAUAAGCAGCAUAUAAAGCUACAAGAAGUACAAGAAAAUAUUCCAGAUGGAGACACUCCUCACCACAUCCAGCUCUGUGUCUUCGAAGAGCUAGUUGACAGUGUCAGACCCGGAGAUAGAGUAGAAGUAGUUGGAAUCUACAGAGCACAAGGAAUGAGAGUGAAUUCCAACAUGAGAACAAUGAAGAACAUCUUUGUCACCUACAUCGAUGUGGUUCAUAUUCAAAAAGUCGAUAUAUCCAGGUAUGGGGUUGAGACUGAGGAAAAAGAAAAAGACUUUGAUAUUGAAAUGGAAGAUGAUGACCUUGUCGAUACCUUACAAGAGGAUAUCAUCACUUUUACUCAAAAAGAAAUUGAACAAUUUAGAGAAUUUGCUUCAGACAGCAGAUGAUACGAGAGAUUAGUGGCAAGCCUAGCUCCGAGCAUUUGGGAAAAUGAUGAUAUCAAGAAAGGAGUACUUGCCCAACUUUUUGGAGGUACAAAUCGAGAUUUCAGUGAAAGCGGAAGAGGAAGAUUUAGGUCAGAGAUAAAUGUCCUUUUGGUUGGAGACCCUUCUACCGCCAAAUCUCAGAUACUUCAAUAUGUUCAUAGGAUAGCUCCAAGAGGUAUCUAUACUAGUGGUAAAGGCUCAUCAGCAGUGGGAUUGACAGCUUAUGUAUCCAGAGAUCCAGAAACAAAAGAACUCAUACUUGAAAGUGGGGCACUCGUACUAUCUGAUAAAGGUAUUUGUUGUAUUGACGAGUUUGAUAAAAUGGAUGACAGCACAAGAGUAAUUCUUCAUGAAGCAAUGGAGCAGCAGACUAUUUCUAUUGCUAAAGCUGGGAUUAUUUGCACUCUGAACUCAAGAACUGCGAUCCUAGCUGCUGCAAACCCGAUAGAGUCAAAGUAUAACCCUAAGCUCUCUGUUGUCGAAAACAUUAAGCUUCCACCAACUCUUCUAUCAAGAUUCGAUUUGAUAUACUUAGUCUUAGAUAGAUCUUCAAAAAUCACUGACAGAAGACUUGCAAACCAUAUUGUGUCCUUAUUUGGAGAGGAAGUAAAGGAGGCUGAAAAUAAAGAUGAGGUAUCUCGAGAGUUCAUGACCAGAUACAUCUCUUAUGCCAGGAAAGAAGUUGAGCCAUUAAUCACUGAAGAAGCUGCUGAGCUACUUUCAGAAGAAUACCUUAAAAUGAGAAAUAUCGGAAGUGCAUUUAAGACAAUCACAGCUACUCCUAGGCAGCUUGAAAGCUUGAUUAGGCUUUCAGAAGCUCUUGCAAAGAUGAGACUAGCAUCAAAUGUGUUAAGACGAGAUGUAGAAGAAGCUGUCAGAUUAAUAAAGGUAGCUACACAGCAAGCAGCGACUGAUCCAACGACUGGAAAGAUUGAUAUGGAUAUCCUUACCAGUGGAGUUUCCUCUUCUAGAAGAGAUACCAUCACCUCUAUCUGCCAAGUAAUUAGACAGCUGCUGAAGGAAGAUGAAGAAAAGUCUAGACAUGGUGUCCAGUUUUCAAACCUAAGAGAAGAAGUCAAACUCAGAAUGAUGAAGAAUAACAUGGAGCUUCAUGAUAUUGACUUUAGAAAUGCCAUCAGAGACCUUGAAGAUCAACACUUUGUAGGAUUGUUCAGACAUGCAAAGAAUCCAAUAGUCAGGCUUCUUGAGAGCAGAGAUAUGAUGUAA